Molecule: messenger RNA, 294 nt
Organism: Blepharisma stoltei
Lineage: Eukaryota; Ciliophora; Heterotrichea; Heterotrichida; Blepharismidae
Source: the annotation of a GenBank genome assembly
AUGAAGCUGAAACAAAGCGUCUGUUUAGUUGUGAAGAGGGCCUUCAGGUUUGGGGAAGAUUUUCUAAGAGUGAAGUUUUGUUUUUCCUCUGAAGGUUUUCCAGUCCCUGCAAGGUGGUUAUGCAUGCUAUGCCUCCACAUAGUCUUCAUCUUCGAGACUAUUGGGGUACCCUGCAGAGGCAACUAUAACCUAAUAGAUUUAAUCUUUAGGUUAAGUGAGCCCCACCAGAAAAUUCAAGAGGAUGCAUUUUGGUUUGGCCUUAAAGCAUUUGCACUCUGGCGUAAAAGAAUCUAG